Messenger RNA from Puntigrus tetrazona (Sumatra barb), 1048 nucleotides. It is a transcript of the gene zcchc9, whose product is annotated as zinc finger, CCHC domain containing 9. The record is from RefSeq and is a predicted model, not a curated record. Gene Ontology annotation, molecular function: nucleic acid binding; zinc ion binding. The transcript is spliced from 6 exons. The coding region runs from base 161 to 925 and encodes 254 amino acids. Lineage: Eukaryota; Metazoa; Chordata; Actinopteri; Cypriniformes; Cyprinidae.
GUCCGUUGGGUUUACAACAGCGGUAGGAACCAAAAACCCUCGUGGUGUAGUUUCGUUCCGGACGGUUUUAUUGGUGGGGCGCAGAAAACACGCGUGAAUUGUUGAAUAGUUGUUAUGUUGACAGCUGAUAGCGGAAGAAAAUCUGCUGUGAGAGCUCAAAAUGACGAGGUGGGCCCGAGCGAACAACGUCCAUAAACACAAAGAAGCAGACGCCACGCCGUGGAAGCAGCUGAAGGCGAGUGGGAACGCUGGAGAGGCGGGAACAAGUGCCGGCGGUCGACACAUCCAGCAGGGACCGGGCGUUCAGAAACGCAACCCAAAAAAGAAGAAACGAGAACAUGACAGUGAAGACGUGAAUGGGUUUCUGGAGUAUUUAAAGCAGACCGGUCAGACGCCUGAAGACCAGACUCUGAGAGAAGAAGUGGCAACUGCACUGAAGAAAGACACGAGACGAGAGAACAGACGGAUAAAGAGACAAAACACCAAGAAGAACAAUAUGAUCUGCUUCAACUGCCGGAAGCCUGGUCACGGUAUCGCUGACUGUCCAGAGGCGGAUAACGAUGAAGAGAUGGGUCGUGGGAUCUGUUAUCGGUGUGGUUCUACCGAACAUGAGAUCCAGAGAUGUCGCGCUAAAGUGGAUCCUGCCAUGGGUAAAUACCCGUAUGCCAAGUGUUUUAUCUGCGGUCAGAAUGGACAUCUGUCCAAAGCCUGUCCUGAUAACCCAAAGGGACUGUAUGCUGCAGGCGGUUGCUGUCGUGUUUGUGGUUCAGUGGAGCACUUUCAGAAAGAUUGUCCUGAACACCAGAACUCAACUAAUUCCAUCACCCUCAGCCGACUGUCCAACAGAAUCAGCGCCGACCACGAGGACGUCCCUGUUCCUGUGAGAAAAGCACAAGCCAAAAAAGACAAAGUGGUGGUGUUCUGAUCCACAGCGGCUUGAGGACAAAUAUGCAACUAUCGCAAUUUGUGAUGUUAUUUUAUACACAAACAAAAGUGACUCUUUCUGUUUUGAAACCAUUUACUUGCUAUUAAAGGUUUUCACGAUGAA